ACAAUGGCUUUCUAUUCCUACACAUCAGUUUUCCAGCUCUAUGAUGACUGGCUCAAGACAGGAGACCCGCGGGUGGAAGACUGGCUGCUGAUGUCUUCUCCAUUCCCCCAGACGUUCAUCACUACAGCGUACCUCUUCUUCGUCACAUUUCUGGGCCCGCGGUUAAUGGAAAACCGCAAGCCCUUUGAACUCAAGAAAGUCAUGUUCAUCUACAAUGUCUGCAUAAGUUCUUUCUGUCUCUAUAUGUUCUAUGAGUUUCUGAUGUCUGGUUGGGCAACUGGAUAUUCUUUCAGGUGUGACAUUGUUGACUACUCCAAUUCUCCUAAAGCUCUUCGGAUGGCAAAGGCUUGCUGGCUGUACUAUUUCUUCAAGUUUAUCGAAAUGUUGGACACGAUUUUCUUUGUGAUUCGGAAAAAGACGGCUCAACUUACAUUCCUUCAUAUCUACCAUCACAUUGUCGCAGCAUACACCUUGUGGUUCGUCGUCAAAUUUGCUGCAGGGUGUCUGCGGCCUGGAGCAAACUUCAUACGGUAGUAUAUGGUCUGGGUGUGUGACUGAAGAGGGCUGGACUAACAAGCAGUAGCCAGAAAGUUGUGCCC
Messenger RNA from Sardina pilchardus (European sardine), 599 nucleotides. Its product is annotated as elongation of very long chain fatty acids protein 7-like. The record is from RefSeq and is a predicted model, not a curated record. NCBI's taxonomy places the organism in Eukaryota, Metazoa, Chordata, Actinopteri, Clupeiformes, Clupeidae. Gene Ontology annotation, biological process: sphingolipid biosynthetic process; very long-chain fatty acid biosynthetic process; fatty acid elongation, polyunsaturated fatty acid. Gene Ontology annotation, molecular function: fatty acid elongase activity. The transcript is spliced from 6 exons. Gene Ontology annotation, cellular component: endoplasmic reticulum membrane. Bases 4 to 534 code for a protein of 176 amino acids.